Molecule: messenger RNA, 1638 nt
Organism: Effrenium voratum
Lineage: Eukaryota; Dinophyceae; Suessiales; Symbiodiniaceae
Source: the annotation of a GenBank genome assembly
AUGGGUGCGGAUUCGCUCUCUCGCGAAUCGGCGGAGCCGGCCUUGAAGGGCCUUGCGAUGAGAGCUGAAGGCUUUUCCAUCCGCAGCCUCUACAGACAGGCCGUGCACAGCCACGCAGUCUGCUGUCCUCGUGCCUCGUGCGAGCCGCCGCCGCGGCAUGCGGGGGCCCGCUUGAUGGGGCUCUUUGACGGCCUCGGCUCGUAUGAUAGUGAGCAGAGACGCGCCGCUGUGGUCAGGAAACAGGUCCAGCUCCUGGAUGAGCAGAUUGCCGAGAAGGAACGGCGCAAGGCCCAGAAGGAGCAAGAGCGAGUGCGGGAGAAGCAGGAGGAGCGAGACCAGUUCAGGACGCCGCAUGCUGCGCAGGUGCAGCCGGCGUCGUACCAUAUGCAGAGGCCGCCGGAGCCGGCACAGUUCUCCGUUUCACCCAACGCGGUGCCUUUCGCUUUCAACCUGCAAGCGGCGCCGGCGCCGGCGCAGCCCUCCUUCCUGCAGCAGCUGCAGCAGCAGCUCCUGUGGGGAUCCUCCGACAGCCGGCGAUACGCCAUGGAAGGCUUUGUGGAAGGCGUCACGGACUCCGUGGAGCGUGCCAUCUUGGUGCUGGAACUGGGUCUUCUGAUCAAGCUGAUCGUAUUGGAUGUCUUCUAUGUGGCCACGAUCUUGGUCGUGGAUGCCGCGAUUUUAAUCUCAUCGAUGUCCUACAGCGUCGACUUCAGGGACGUGAUCACCUUCACCUUUGCUGGUCGCUUCCUAUAUGCCGUGCUGGAUUCGCCGCAGCUCUCCUCCAUGCUAUUGCGAACGCAAAGACCUGGAGGUGGUUUGCGCGAGGCAGUUUUGUUGGACUUCUUUCACGAGGCAGACAGGGCCCGCGUGUCAGAGCAACUGCGGAGUUCCACGUGCCAGUCCGCAGUGGCAUUGAAUGCUGACAUGUCGGACUCGGAUUUCAACCGUGUGAAGGUGGAACUGAUUUGUGUGCAGUUCGACAACCUGACAAGUGAGAGGUGCUUCCUGGUGGGUAUUCGUGAGAUACAAGACUUGGAACGUCGUCCGUCAGCUCCAUCACAUCCAAGCACCUUCAAAGGGGAUGAGGAUCUGUUGGCGCUCUUCGAUCCGUACACGUGGGCAGUUCACUUCAUGAGUGAUGAUCUGCAGCGUCUUUGCCAUCAGCUGCCCCCGGGUGAUAGCAUGCCGGACUCUAUUCUGGACAUCGCAAGCCCGGACACUCGGUUCUCCUUAGGCCAACAAUUGCAGCUCAUAGGCAACGAACUCGCUGCGGAACUGGAGCUGCAGCCAGACCAGACCAAGGUGGCUGCUGUGAGCUUCGAUUUGUUGGGCCUUGGCGAGCGGACAGCACCAGUGACCAUCGAGCACGACCAAGCGUUGGACUGCCUGGUUGUCAGCAUGGUGAUUCCCAACGCGACUUUGACGGAAUCGAACCUCCGAAGCUUACCGGCGGAUCUGGGCUAUUCCCUGCGUGCCUCGCUUUCGAGCCGGAGCUCCCGCAGCUCCCGCUCCCACCGCUCUCGCAGUGGAUCCCGCUCCAGGCGUUCCAGUCAAUCCAGCCGCUCCCGUGAAGCGCGUCCUCGCGCCGACCGCGUUGGGUCGAUUACUCAGCUGCACGGCACCAAGAUCCCACUGUGA